Molecule: messenger RNA, 789 nt
Organism: Penicillium canariense
Lineage: Eukaryota; Fungi; Ascomycota; Eurotiomycetes; Eurotiales; Aspergillaceae
Gene: esdC
Product: GTP-binding protein EsdC
Exons: 1
Coding region: 1-789 (262 amino acids)
Source: RefSeq, a predicted model, not a curated record
AUGGCCGCCGUCCAACUCAAGUUCUCCCUCCGGACCUCGUCCAACGUCAAGACCGUCCACCUCGUUGGCUCCUGGGACAACUACUCGCGCCAGUUGCCCCUCUCUGCUGAAGACAAGCCAGGUGCCUGGAUGGGCAAGUUUCGCUUCCAAACCUCCAUGCUGCAGCUCGGCGGACGCUAUUGGUAUUACUACAUCAUGGACGGAUACCACGUCUCGCACGACCCCGCCGUCGAGUACACUGUCGAGCCGACCACCGGCCGUAAGCUCAACAUCCUCGACGUGCCUGGCGGCAAGUCCAGCAGCGGACGCAGCGCCCCCAAGACCCGCCGCGGCUCUACCAGCGUGGCGACUGGCCGCGCCCUCUCGCCCUCCAAGAUCCAGCACCCCAAGCCGAGCAAGCCCUACGCCUCGCGCCAACUUCGUGAGGCAGAGUACACGCCUACCGUCGAUGACCUUACCCGCCGCUUUGCCGGGUCCCGCCUGUCGGACGAGUAUUCGUUGUCCAACAGCCCGCCCAGCUCGGCGGGGUCCUCGUUGUCGUCCCGCUCCUCAGGCUCGACGUCGCCCUCGUCGCUGUCUUCUAUGAGCGAUCCUCCCGUGCAGUGCCGCUGCGAGCGCUACGGGAUCACCCGCAAGGGUGACCGCGUCAAGCUUGACUGUGGCGGCUCGCGUUGCGGGUACGUCACGGAGUCGAGUGAGGCGAGCUGCUCCGAGUCUGAGGAAAGUGAUGAGGAGUACCGCGCCGCACGCAGCGGUGUCCGUCGCCAGGGUAUUGUUGUUCGCAGGUAA